AUGGACGCCGCGAGCCGCACCUGGCCGCCGCCCAACCCCUCGCCGGCGCCCUUCUCCUCCCGGCUCCGCGCGUCCUCGGACCCCCACCGCCGCCGGCGCCGCCGCCACUCCAAGAAGCCCAAGCCGGAGCCGCCGGCUCCCCCGCCCAAGAACGCCCCCGUCUGCUCCGGCGCGGACUUCGAGUCCCUCCCGCCGGAGCUCCUCCACCGGGCGCUGUCCGCGGCCGGCGCCGCCGACGUCUCGGCCGCCAGCCGUGCGUGUCGCUCGUGGCGAGACGCGCUGCAGCCGCUCCGCGAGGCGGCGGCGCUGCACGCGCACGGGCGCCGCCUCAAGCACGGCUCCGCCGUUCCCGCCGGACUCGACGGCGAGAGGCGCGAGGCGGCGAGGCAGAGCGCGCUGGGUCUCUUCAAGCGGGCGGCGAGGCUGGGGUCCGCGGCUGCCAUGGUGGACGCCGGGCUGAUGUGCUGGGAGGAGGGGCAACGGGAGGAGGCGGUGGGGUACUACCAGGCGGCGUCGGAGCUGGGACACCCUGUCGGCAUGUGCAAUCUCGGAGUGUCCUACCUCGAAGCUGAUCCACCCCAGGCCGAGGAAGCUGUUAGAUGGUUUUAUCCAGCUGCAUCCGCAGGCAAUGUUCGUGCCCAGUACAACCUAGCCCUCUGCUUGCAGAAUGGAAAAGGAAUCAAGCGUAAUCAACGGGAAGCUGCAAAGUGGUACUUACGAGCUGCAGAAGGAGGGAAUGUACGAGCCAUGUAUAAUGUUUCCUUGUGUUAUGGCUUUGGUGAAGGGUUUACACCGGAUCCAGUGCGUGCAAAGAAGUGGCUGCAACUAGCUGCUGAUUGUGGUCACAGAAAGGCUCUUUAUGAGUCUGGUAUUAAACUCUGUGCGGCAGGAGACAAGAUCAGGUCUCUUAUGUAUCUAGAGCUGGCAACACGCCAUGGAGAAAGUGCCGCCUCACAUAUGAGAGAUGUAAUACUUGAAUCACUCUCUCCUGCGAAUGCCCAACGUGCCCUUUCAGAUGCUGAUAAAUGGCGACCGAAAUCUCUCUCUGCCAGAAGAUGA
Molecule: messenger RNA, 1059 nt
Organism: Triticum turgidum subsp. durum (durum wheat)
Lineage: Eukaryota; Viridiplantae; Streptophyta; Magnoliopsida; Poales; Poaceae
Source: the annotation of a GenBank genome assembly